Drosophila hydei is the source of this 2196-nucleotide messenger RNA. Its product is annotated as nucleolar protein 11. The record is from RefSeq and is a predicted model, not a curated record. The transcript is spliced from 4 exons. The coding region runs from base 91 to 2115 and encodes 674 amino acids. Gene Ontology annotation, molecular function: RNA binding. Gene Ontology annotation, biological process: maturation of SSU-rRNA. Lineage: Eukaryota; Metazoa; Arthropoda; Insecta; Diptera; Drosophilidae. Gene Ontology annotation, cellular component: nucleus; nucleolus.
CCAAAAAAUCACCUCGAUAGUUUCCAACAUAGAUUAACCGCACGUGUUGCAUUGUUUUGAUUCGGUUUUUAUUAAUUAAAUUGCUUUAAAAUGUCGAAGUUUUUAUCAUAUUAUAAUCUAUUUCCCAUACCGGAUCCCAAAGAAUUUCUGGGCAUGGCAGCGGACAAAGAAAUUGGGAAUGUAAUCACAACGCUGGCUCGCAAUGUUGUUGUUAUAUUGAAUAUUAGUACUCAUAAGCAACUGCACAGCUGGUCUAUGCCAGAAAAAUUAUCUACAAAAGUUGUCUACGAUCCACACAGUCAGAAAUAUGUUGGAGUCUUCGGCAAUCAUUCACUUCGUCUAUGGGAUGUGGACACACCCGACGUAGCCAAGUGCAAAAAGUUAAAGUUCCAAAAGAGCAUUGCUCAUGUGGUGUACUCAGAUGAGGAAGCAAUCGUUUUGUAUAGCGAUGGACGCUGCCAGCCGCUUUCAGAAGCUUUGCAAUCUCGGAAAAAUCAAAAAGAAAAUAUCGCCGAGCAAUUGACUCUUGCCGCCAGCAAAACACUAAGCAAACCAAUUGUUCAUACACUUACAAACGGACAGAAAUUGCUCACGUAUUUUGAGGAAAAACAUGCUACGGGUGAAUUUAGUCUGAUACGGCUGCCGCUGUCCAAUCCCCACAAGCGUGUCUAUAAAAUCAAGAGGGAGACAGUACGCCUGACUGGUCAUGCUGUCGUCGAAGGCGACAGUGGGCCACAGUUAAUGACUAUUUGGUCCGAUAAGCGCAUCUUCAUUCUAAAUCUUGCAGAGCGCUCCCACGAAUCUGCACCUGGUCAAUUUGUGUCAAUGCUUGCCGAACUCAAUGUGGAGAGCAAACUGUCAGUUUACGGUCUGUCGCGUAACUUUGCGGCCAUCUACGGUGCUAACUAUGGCCAAGAAGGCGCCUCGCUGCUUGUCUACAACACACAGUUUAAAAUUGUCAAUGCCAAGCAAUACUUCAAAGUUUACUUGGAUAUCUCACGUUUAUGGGCUCGCGAUGAACACAUUCUGCUGGCUAUGGGGCAGAAUAUUGCAGCAGUGCAAUAUCGCAUGAAUGACGAACUGCUUGUGGAUAUGCUGGGCUCCCAGUUGAACGAAGCUCACUUGACGCCCAUUGAAUUGGAUCAUAUAAAUGAGGAGGAAUCACUGGAGGCGGCGAUCAAAUUUGCAGGCAGCAGUCGUGCUCCCAAUCUUCUCAAGAAGUUCAAAAUGUCGUAUCAACUGUUGGCAAGUCUUCCACCUUCUGAUGGCAAAACUGUGGCCUUUGAGUCCCCAGAAAUAUCGAAGCACGAACUAAACGAAGUGAUCAAACAGCAUGUGGAUGGAGAGAUAAUACAAGUCACCAACGGACUGGAGGACGUCAAUAUUACAUUGAUGACCAACUAUUUUGAUGAGGGUCCGCAGAACUUGGCUGUACAAGCAAUAGUACGACAAUUGGAACGCAGUGGAGCUGGCGAGCAGGAGAUUACAGAGAAACUGCUAACAUUGUUCAUUAAAACGCGAAACACGGAGAAUAUUCUGAUGUGUGUGCGGCGAUACACAAACAUUUCGGAGCAUAUGUUAGCCUGGUGCUUACGCUAUGCGUUGGACAACACUUCAACGGCUCUCACCAAUGGCGAUGCCAUGGAAACCGACGAUACAGAAAAAAAGCCGGUUAAUGAUGAGCUACUUAAUGCUGUCCUUGCUUGCAGCUUCAAUUCUACAGCGAUUGAGAAACAUCUAAAGCAACGUCUGGAAAUGUCUCAUGUGCUGCGUCUGCUGUGUCACUUAUAUGUGCUAGCAACGGAUCCCAAUGUGCUACUUGAGGAGCGGCCCACCCAAAAUAUUGCUUCUCUGGGUAAUUCAAUCACAGAGCUGCAAGCGUUCCAGUGGCUGAGCGCUUUGCUGACUUCACAUAUAACACUGUUAACUAUCUCCAAAGAUGAAGAACUGAUGACUGUGCUAACGCAGUGGUCGGAACUAUUCCAGAUCUAUGCACAUACUUUGGAGCCAUUAGCGCAGAUUGUGCCGCUGCUGACCAAUAUUAUUGAACGACACGAGCCAAAAGAUCCGUACCCCACCUUGUGGUAUGGCAUUGAGAAAGUUAAGCUUUACUAAUCUAAAUUAAGCUAAAGUUUAUUGUUCUUAAUACACAUUAUUGUUAAUCGUUAAGCAAAUAAAUGUAGAAUUAAAGCCAAA